Messenger RNA from Nematocida minor, 360 nucleotides. RefSeq lists its product as uncharacterized. The coding region runs from base 1 to 360 and encodes 119 amino acids. The transcript has a single exon. Lineage: Eukaryota; Fungi; Microsporidia. The record is from RefSeq and is a predicted model, not a curated record.
AUGCAAAAUCAGAAAUUAAGGGCAAUCCUAAAUGCAGGUACAGUCCUUGUUCUGUUUAUCACAGAGUGCCGAGGAAGCGGAAAUGCUUUUAAUCAGAAGGUGCCUGAUAGAAGUGCCAUGUACAUAGAUGAAGAUAGAGUGGCGUGCAAACUAGGCGGCUUGUACUUUUCAUCUGCUAGUUUUCCCAUGUGCAUCUCCCCCAUGGAGAAAAUCCGUUCUUUAUAUCUUGCAGACAGCAUAGCAGGCCGGUCUGUGCAGCCUCAGCAAUGUACAGCAGAGUCUAGCGCAGAAGAGAGUCUUUUAAGCCAGACAGAUACAGGUGCAGAGCCUCCUAGAGAAAAAAAAAAGAAAAACGGAUGA